AUGGUGUUUUGGAAAAAGAGUGGUGAUUGCUGCUCGUGGGAGGAGGUCACAUGCGACUGGUCGAAUGGUCAUGUGAUUGGACUUGACCUCAAUUGCAGCCAGCUUCGUGGCACCAUCCAAGACAACAACACCCUCUUCCACCUUCGUCACCUUCAAAGCCUUAAUCUUGCUUUCAAUGACUUCAAUUUGUUAAGAAUUUCAUCUGAGUUUGGCUCGUUUGCAAGUUUGACCCAUCUCAACCUCACUUACUCUAAUUUUUCAGGCCAAAUUCCUUCAAGAAUCUCCCAUCUAUCCAAAUUGAUUUCCCUUGAUCUCUCUUAUUUAAAUGAAUAUUAUUGUUAUUAUUACUAUGAGGGGAGAAUUGAACAACACACUUUUAAUAUGCUCCUUCGAAAGCUAACCCAAUUAAGAGAACUACACCUUGAUUGGUUGAAUAUCUCUUCACCUUUACCUCAUGCUUUGCUAAAUCUAUCUUCUUUGACAUCUCUCAACCUUUUUUAUUGUCAACUGCGUAGUAAAUUCUCAGAAAGCAUUUUUCUCUUUCCAAUCCUACGAGAGCUCAAUGUACAGGGAAAUUCGAAACUCACAGUUGAGCUUUCAAAGCUAACUUCUAUCAUAUUGAAAAGUAACAUACUCAAUGGGACAAUUCUGUCUUGGUUGUUUGCUCAACCUUCAUUGGUUGAUAUAGAUUUGAGUGACAAUAAGUUGCAGGGACCAAUUCCAGGACCAGUUUAUGAACUCCAGAACCUAACAGUGUUGGUGCUUUCAUCAAAUAACUUAAGUGGUGUAGUGGAGUUAGAUAAGCUUCUAAAUCAAAAAUAUUUGUCCUAUCUUAAUCUCUCAUAUACUGUUCCAAAAUGGAUAUUCGAUGUGGGGAAAGAUUCAUUGUAUGAUUUAAAUCUUCCUCAUAAUUUCCUCACCAAUUUAGAGCGUCUUCCAUGGAAGAAUUUGAGAUCUAUUGACCUGCACUCCAACUUGCUCCAAGGAUCACUCCCCGUUCCACCUAACACCAUAUAUUUUUUCUCUAUCUCAGACAAUAAAUUGACCGGAGAAAUCCCUCCAUUGAUUUGCGGUCUUUCACUUGCAGUUCUUGAUGUGUCUAAUAACAGUUUGAGUGGAUUGAUUCCACAAUAUUUGGGAAACUUCAGCAAUUUUCUCUCGGUGCUGAAUUUAGGGAACAAUAGAUUUCGUGGUACCUUUACUACGACAUUUACAAAAGGCAACAUGCUAAGGAAUCUUAACUUAAAUGGCAACCAAAUUGAAGGACAAGUUCUUGUCUUGAGAUUUAAUAGCUUUCAUGGUCACAUAGGCACCUCCAAGACCAAGGCCAAACAUCCUUUCCCUAAGUUGAGAAUUAUCGACAUAUCUUGCAAUGAUUUCACUAGCCUUUUGCCAACAAAUUAUAUCAAACAAUUUGGAACAAUGAUGAAUGUUGAUGCACAUGAAAUGAAAUUGCAAUACAUUGGUGACUACUAUUAUCAAGAUUUUGUGGUGAUUCUGAAAUCCAUUGGGAGGCUUAAUUCACUUCUGGGUCUUAACUUAUUCCAUAACAACCUUGAAGGCCGCAUUCCAACUUCAGUUGGAAAUUUGAAAAACCUUGAAUCAUUGGAUCUAUCCUCAAAAAAGUUUGUUGGGGAGAUUCCUCAGCAAUUGAAAAGUUUGAUGUUUCUUGAGGUACUAAACCUUUCGGACAACCAAGUAGCAGGACCAAUUCCUCAAGGGAGCCAGUUUAAUACAUUUGGAAAUGAUUCAUACAGUGGGAACUUGGCCUUAUGUGGAUUCCCUUUAUCAAAGAAAUGUAAGGAACUACAACCACUGCCACCUCCACCAACACUACAACAAGAUGAGAAUUCAGACAACUCAAGCGGAUUUAACUAG
Messenger RNA from Camellia sinensis, 1878 nucleotides. The record is from RefSeq and is a predicted model, not a curated record. Lineage: Eukaryota; Viridiplantae; Streptophyta; Magnoliopsida; Ericales; Theaceae.